GUUCCCUUCUUCACGCCUCAUCUUGAAAGUCCUCUUUCGUUCUCUUUCCCUCCAUUCUUUGGAACACCGAUUAUUUGAACCCAAAUCUACGGUUCUCCUUCUCCUCCACCAUACGGAUUGCAAUUAUCAAUCGACCAUCUCGAUUUCUAAUCCCUGAAUCUCGAAAAGCCCUAGAUUGCAGCCCUCGCAUGGCUGCGAUCGCGGGAUGUUUGUUCCAUCAAAGCCCCAGGUUCUUUCUCGACGAUAGGACCGCUUCCAUCGUCCUGUCGACGUCGUCGGCCCCGUCGAAAUUCCAUGGCGUGUACUUGAUCUCGAGGGGCUGCGCUUUCCGAGCUCGGUUCCCCUGCCGAAGCUCUAUCGUAGCGAGAUUCGGCGGGUAUCGGCCUCCUAGAGAGUCAAGAAGAUUCAGAGACGAUGAUGAUGAGUUUGAUUCGGCCACGGAUUUGUCUACUAUCAGGUCCUCAUCUGUAAGAUUGAUUGAUGCACAACAAAAUAUGGUGGGAGUUGUAUCCAAAAGUGAAGCUAUUCAAAUGGCAGAAGAUGCUGAACUUGACCUGGUGAUACUAUCUCCAGAUGCAGAUCCUCCAGUCGUGAGAAUAAUGGAUUAUAAAAAAUUCAGAUAUGAACAACAGAAGAAGAAAAGAGGGCAACAGAAGAAAAGUGCUGCAAACCGGAUGAACAUGAAGGAGCUUAAAAUGGGGUACAACAUUGAUUCUCAUGAUUAUGCCGUGCGGUUAAAGGCAGCCCAGAGGUUUCUGAAGGAUGGCGACAAGGUAAAAGUAAUAGUAAACUUGAAGGGUCGGGAAAAUGAGUUCAGGAACAUUGCUAUUGAACUCAUCAAACGUUUCCAAAAUGACAUUGGUGAGCUUGCGACUGAGGAAAGCAAAAACUUCACCGAGCGGAAUAUUUAUAUUAUUCUACUUCCAAACAGAACAGUUCAGCAAAAAUCUCAGGAGCAACCAAAGAAAAAGGAGACUUCAACGGUUGAAAUUUCUGCGAGGACCUGAUCUUCCUGUCGUAGCCUGUCAUGAGCAAAUGAUGAUUCUCUCCGUAGAUCCUGUUAAUUUUGUAAUUUUGCCUCCACAAUGAAUUAUUCAAAUGACAUGGUUAGUGGCAUUAUUAUCUUUGCCCGGUCCAAUAAUAAUUCAUGUACAAAUCUGAUGGCCAAGUUAGUACUUGGAGUUGCAAUCGAUCAAAGGGAUUGGCAUAGUGUGGGCAAGCCACGAUUAUUACGCAGGCAAUUGUGGUUCGGCUUCUACGGGCAUGAACUGAAGAAGCAAAGUGUAUUUUUCAAGUAGCCGGGCGUACUCCAAAGGUUUUUCUGCUGCUUUUACAGGGAUA
Molecule: messenger RNA, 1341 nt
Organism: Nymphaea colorata (pocket water lily)
Lineage: Eukaryota; Viridiplantae; Streptophyta; Magnoliopsida; Nymphaeales; Nymphaeaceae
Product: translation initiation factor IF3-2, chloroplastic-like
Exons: 9
Coding region: 189-1007 (272 amino acids)
Biological process (GO): translational initiation; ribosome disassembly
Molecular function (GO): translation initiation factor activity; ribosome binding
Source: RefSeq, a predicted model, not a curated record